Molecule: messenger RNA, 2187 nt
Organism: Cyclocybe aegerita
Lineage: Eukaryota; Fungi; Basidiomycota; Agaricomycetes; Agaricales; Hemipholiotaceae
Source: the annotation of a GenBank genome assembly
AUGCGAACCAUCGACGAUGCUGGUGAAGACUUCUGGGAAGACAUCCUAGCACGAGCGAGGCAACGAGAGCGAAGUUCAUUGGUGAUGGAGACAUUCAACAAUCAGGAGGACAUGAGACUACAAGAGAAUGAUAUGAUCUUCGAGAUUGGGUGUCUAGUUGGCCAUGAGGAAAGUGUUGCAUUCAAGGUUCUUUCUCUGGUGACACACCCAACCUUUCCUCAAACUUUGGCUUGUUCAAUUGUUGCGCAAAGCACAAUUCCUGGCCGCAUCUAUGCCGAGGUUGACAAUAUGACUCAAGCCCGUGCACUCGCCCGCCGAAUUCCAGAGCUCAACAUGAACAAUAUCCGCCCCGUCUCGUUGGAUGAGCGAACUGACAUGCUCACUCGGAGUAGCCCCUACAGGCUCGAAGAUCAGAAAUGGGUUCAGGUCCAUGAUAAACGGGCCAAAUGGAAGAAGUAUCUAGGGGAUACCGGCCUGCUCAUCAAAAGACUGGACAGCUUUUUGGUUGGGUUGAUUCCUCGGAUCGGAAAAGAACCCCGUCCACCACAAGCACUCACGCCGCAGGACGACAUGGUCGAAACUUUUGGAAUUCAUAAAGUCAAAGCCUUGGAGACACAGACACAAUAUAUAUUUCAACAGCGCACCUACACCCGAGAUGGAAUUCUACGCACAGCUUGCAAUGCUCAAGAUGCACUGGAGGCUGCCACUUCCACUGCUCACCAGGCAACAGGAGCCUUGAAUCCAGGUUCUGCUCCUCGCCAGGCCGCCGGGACUCCUCGACCUGGUGCUGCUUCCGCUCCUCACAACACUGCUGCCUUGAGGCCUGUCGCUGCCCCUAGGCCUGUUGCCGUCUCAAAGCCCGCUGCCAUCUCAGAGCCUGCCACCAUCUCAAAGCCUGUCACCGCCCCGAGGCCUGUCGCUGCCUCAGAGCCUGCCACCAUCUCAAAGCCUGUCACCGCCCCGAGGCCUGUCGCUGCCUCAAAGCCUGCUCCCAUCCCAAAGCCUGUUGCUGCAUCCAGCACUCUGACGCCUUUACCACCUGAUAACGCACCAAAUUCAGUGCCCACUUCAGACUGGCUCAAAGCACCUGAGGAAGCAUGUUUCGAUGAGAUCUACGUGCAAACCCCUCCCUUUGCGACAAUCACAAAUAGGACAAGGCCCUCAGCGCUCAAGGUGACCGAGAAAGUCCAGGCCACCUCUGAAGCCAUGGCCACACCGCCUAUCGACCGUGCGACAGAACCUGAUGGGCCUGGGGCCAUGAAGACAAAGAGCGCGUCCGGCAAGGGCAAGUCACUUCGGAACGCGGCGCCUCCACCGGCGAUGCGCACCACUUGUUCACAUGCUGCACAAAAAAGAAAGAGUGAUGAUUCGCAAGAAUUGAGCAGGCCUCCAGCAAAGAAACAGUGCAUGGACAUUCAGAGGUGCCCCCAUGCUGGGUGUGUGAGCAUUCCCACAGACGGACUCACCCAAAAAUUAAAGCGGACACUGGAUAAACUUGUCAACAGCGCCAACCUCACCCUGGAGUACAGAGACAAACUGAAUGUGCAAGUUCAUGACGAACUCAGAGUGGCUGUCGCAAACAUGGCCCAGGAGUUGGACUGGCCCAUGAAUGUUGACUUCAAAUCUCUUCCAGAUUAUCUCUGCUACCUGUGGUUGUCACUCGUUGAAUCAUUGCAAAAGGUGGGCGCAAAUGCCGAGGAUCUGUCCCACUGGGAAGAUAAGAGGCUGUACAACAUGAUGUGUGCCAACCUGCAUGCCAGCUAUUACAGGCCCAUGUCAAUGAAGAUCAUUGAGGACUGGUUUGUCAAAACAUACCCACAAGAUACCAUGGAGCCAAAAAUUGCACAUAUAAUGGCUGAUGUCAUCCUAGAGAAGAUGAUCAGACCGCUGGAAGCCUGGUGGACUGGCAUGCAGGGAUGGACACUCACUUAUUGCCAAUUCCUGGACCUCGUCGCCAUUCCUGGGAUUGCCAAUAUUCUCAUUGAGGACGAUACGGGACUAACCCCAUUUGAGGUGGAAAAGUUGUGCCAGGACAGUUACUCAUACGGAGUUAUGUUCCACCGCGUAACCGCCAUUCAUGACGCACUGAGGACUGGCGAACCAUUGCGAUUGAGCAGGAAGAAGUUGACAGACACAACAUUUUCCUCUGUCAUGGUUGGGCCUGGGCCUGACCAGUCAAGCAAGUGA